AUGCCUGUCCCAGGUUUCCUUUCAUCUUUUGCAGACAAGGCUCAAACAGCUUUACAAUCCUCUUCGUUGGGACAACACCUCCCCGGUCAUGGUAGACCCACGUCUCCCGACUCAGCAGCUCAGCCUAGCGCGAACGAAGGAGCGCAAGGAACUGCACACAAAUCUCAUACAUUUGAGGCCAUCUCACAUGGACUCCGAAGCCUUCAACAGCAAUACGGAUCAUCUUCACCUAUGCAAAAGAUCAUUACAACUGAGAAGGGCGUUGCGAUCGAUUUUGAUAACGUAUCUCGUGAUUCCAAAGCACAGAGUAAGGAGCUCUACUUGUGGGGCCAGGAGGAACCGGAUGAUCUCAAGGAUGUGACCGACAGACUCGCCUACUUGAACUUUGUUCAAGGUUCUCUUGCUAGCUCUUUGGCUGUCAAGCUGGAUGCUGCUCGUGCACCUUUGAAAGCUCUACGGGAUGCCGAAGCUACGCUAGCUCCUAGACGGAACAUUCGUGCUAGUUUUCGCACUCAGAUCGCCAGAAUCGAGCAUGAUCAACCUAAAGGAAUGGAAAAGAAGCUUGCGGAGCUGAGAGAACAGCUCAAAAAGGCCGAGGCAGACGACGCCAGUAUGGAAGCUGAAGUUGAACUUCUCAAACGUCAGGGUGUCAAGGCAUCCGAGUCCCUUAAAUUUGAAGCUCUGCGUGAGUACGGAGAGAAACUUGUUCUCGUCUGUCAUGCCGGUAGCAGCCUCGUCGAGGUUUUACCGACGGUGCCUCCCAGUGAGUCUAGUCCCUACACUGGCGCUCAACGUACGGGAAGUAUACGAGCUGCUCUUCAACGCGCUCUUGACAACUACAAGACCGGUCACAUCAAUCUCCCUUCCCACAGUAACGCGUCCGAGCUCAGUCGAUCCGACACGCGCAGCUUCGGAGAGAGCCAUGCUAGUGAAUUGUCGAGUAUGAAUUCUUCCCUCUCUACUGCGACACAUCCUGGAUUGCCCUUAACCCCUCCACCUGGCGCCAACGCCCCCUCCAACAUCAAGGAUACGGAACAUUCGCCGCGAGCUACAGCCCCCGUCUCGGCAAAUAGCCAGGUCUCGCCGGUCUCGCCACCAAUCAAUCCAUCUGAUUUGAAUUUGAAUCCGGCGCCUAUUCCAGCUCUAAGCCCAAAUAAUAGUAAUUAUAAUGUUGCCUCGAACUCGCCAACCACCUCUCCCAUUCCUGUAGCUGCGCCUGACCCCAUCAAACCUAUUUUCCCGGGAACUACACCUACUGUAGCAGAAACUGGAGUCCCAGUCUCUGCUGGCGCAUCCGGCCCAGGUCCUGCUAGUGGGUCACUUCGUGACUUGAAAUCCGCAACCUCCUCUGCCGAUCCCCCUCUGUUUACAGAGCCAUCAAAUGCAAACGCCGCUUCCAAAUGGAGUAGCGCGGAGGAAGAGAAGAAAAGAUUGGCUACUGCCUAUUCCCAGGCCCAUGCUAAUGCGCCACCGUCAACCACCGACUCGCCGCGUUACGAAAGCGCAGAGGAUGAAAAGAAGAGGCUGGAGAGGGAGGAACGGGAGAAGCUUUUGAAGGCAGGUGGAACCCAAUUGGGGUCAGAUGGGAGAUCGGACGGGGAGCCUAAACGUGACAAAGACGAGGAUUUACCCCCAUAUCAAGACCUUUAA
Molecule: messenger RNA, 1650 nt
Organism: Marasmius oreades (fairy-ring Marasmius)
Lineage: Eukaryota; Fungi; Basidiomycota; Agaricomycetes; Agaricales; Marasmiaceae
Exons: 4
Coding region: 1-1650 (549 amino acids)
Biological process (GO): eisosome assembly; negative regulation of protein kinase activity; endocytosis
Cellular component (GO): plasma membrane; eisosome filament
Molecular function (GO): lipid binding
Source: RefSeq, a predicted model, not a curated record